This is a messenger RNA of Elaeis guineensis (African oil palm), 2306 nucleotides long. RefSeq names its product F-box protein At2g32560. NCBI's taxonomy places the organism in Eukaryota, Viridiplantae, Streptophyta, Magnoliopsida, Arecales, Arecaceae. The record is from RefSeq and is a predicted model, not a curated record. Gene Ontology annotation, molecular function: protein binding.
UCUCUCUCUCUCUCUCUCUCUCUCUCUCUCUCUCUACAUUUUUAGACUUGGGUUCUCUCAGGAGUCAGGAGAGAGAUUCAUGAGUUGGAGCUGAGUAUAUAGAUGAAGAUUUAGAUGGACUCGUGUUCAUCGCCAUCUCAUUUUUUGAAACUGGGGUAGCAUUCUUCUGAUAAAUCUUGGUUUCUGUUACAUGACUCUUGAGUCCUUCUCCAGAUCUUCUGUAAAGGUUCUCUGAAUCUAUAGCUGGUUUAGCCCACAUCCUGUCCAAGCCCAUGAAGCAACAACAUAUUAGAAUAUGAGGUUUUUUAGUCUCAUGUUAGUAAAGUAGCAUCCAAGACCAUCUCUUUGGUUGGUCUCCCUCCGUGUCAUCCAAUAGCUUGCAUUCUUGGAGGCUGCCUUGUCGGACAGAGCUCGGAUUUGUUUAAUCCAGGUUACACCACUCUGGGUGUCUACAAUUUCUCCUCCUCUGUUACUCUUUGAAGCUUAUUAUAAAGCUCUAGUGGGCUACUCGUGCAUCAGCAAACUCCAUAUUUGACAGGAGGAUUAUUCCUUCCUGGAUCCACGCACAGAGGGAAAAAAAAACUUAUCUUUUUUCUUUUUUAGUUUGCCAUCGCAUUUUCUUAGUAUUUUUAGAAUAUAAUCUUUAUGUGGAGAUCCAAUCAGGCAAUCACCCUCUCUUGAAGAAUCUCUGAUGUUUUUCGUCCUUGUAUCUUUCCUCUCCUGUCUGCUCCUCAUCACCAAGUCUCUCCCUCUCAAGCCCCUCCCUCCAUGGGUGGAUGAGAUGAGACUGCUAUCUGUGUUGUUUUGGCAAGAAUUUGUGUACUACUCACUGCACUGGUUGAAGAAUUGUCAGCUGACCAGCAGAAAAGUCUUCAGAUUUCCAUUCACAAUGUCUACAAAGAAGCUUGUCCCCAGAGGAGAAGAGAAUGUGGAGGAGACAUCAGGGAUGACCAUCUUGGAUUUGCCUGAGUUAGCCUUGGAGUGCAUUCUGGGGAAGCUCUCUCCAGCCGGGUUGGCCAACAUGGCAUGUGUCUGUAGCUCAUUGAGGGAUAGGUGCAGGAGUGAUCACUUGUGGGAGAGGCACAUGAGGGAGAAAUGGGGUCGGGUGAUAGGCCGACCAGCUCGGAGAGAGUGGGAAUGGUAUAUAUCUUCAAGGAAGGGCUCUCUGGUUUCUGGUGGUGCCAUGGCAAGCUUGAAGCGAAAGGGGUGGAUGGGUUCUAUUUCAUGUGUCUGGCCUCUUUCUUGGCUCAAGUGCAAGCUUGAUGAUGGUAAGAGGCCUUCGAGCCCUUUACCGAUGGAUUCGAUGAUGUCCUGGUAUCUGGUGCUUGAGAGUGGCAAAUUUUGGUUCCCUGCUCAGGUCUACAACCGCGAGAAUGGACAUGUCGGCUUUUUGUUGUCGUGUUAUGAUGCUGAGCUUAGUUAUGAUCGCCACGCAGACACCUUUUAUGCAAGGUAUCCACCACAUGGAAGAAGGCCGGUAAACAUAGAGGAAGGAGUAGAGUGGGACAGACUUAGAGCCCCACCUGUUGAUACUCCUGCACAUGAUCUGCAUGUCUCUGAUUGUUUGAAUGACCUAUGCCCGGGUGAUCAUAUCGAGAUCCAGUGGAGGAGAAACAAAGAAUUCCCAUAUGGCUGGUGGUAUGGAGUUGUGGGUCAUUUGGACUUGUGUGAUGGGAAUGAAAAUCACUGCCGAUGUCAUAAAAGUGAUACUAUCAUAUUAGAAUUUAACCAAUAUACACAUGGCUCAAGAUGGAGGCGAGCAGCCGUGAGACGGAAGGAUCACCAGGAAGAAGGGAAUGAAACAAAUGGAUUUUAUGGAGGAAUCAGGAAACUCCAUAGCAAGGAUGAGAUAGCUAUGUGGAGGCGGCUUUGGCCAAAUGAGAUUUUGGAAUAGGUUAUCAUUCAAAUUCACCAAGGACUCAUGUGUGUUAUUUCUGAGAACAUAACAAAGCAAGGACUUCCUUUAACCAAAAACUGCUCAAUACAUAAUAGCCCAGCGUGCUGAAAUAUUUUCCAUGCCAAUUAUUUAUGCAAGAGAACUUGCAAUGAGAAAGUGAGUUGAGCGACCACACAUGGGCUUAGAAUUUGAAUUUUGCUCUGUGGAUGACAACCUCUGUUCACUGCCAGUGAGGAUCAACAGCUUUUAGUGGCUUCAGGUCAAUUGUUUAGUGCUGUAGUUUUAGGAUAAUACACAAUUUGGUGUAAUUAUUUAUCCGGCCACCCUUCUUUGCUAGUGAUUCAGUAUCACUCAAAAACCAAUUCUAGAUUUUUAUUGUCUGCUACAAGUAUGCUUUUAUUUGUAUUCU